GGACUUGAACUGCGCUAUAUGUCGCCGUUGCCAACGACAUUUUGCCCAUUUGUAAAGAGAACAUUUUAUUAAAUUAUAAAAAUGCAUUUAUAUUAAAUAAAUGCAAUUAUAUUAAGGUAUAAAAAUUGCCUUUUAGUCUAUGCUGUGUAUCGAUAUAUGAUCGUAUCAGCCCUAUUCACCAUGUUGGGCAUCUUUUAGAGUAGAUGUUGCUCUUGAUAUCUGCUGUGGGAUGAACGGGGUAUGCCAGUAAUCAGGUUGCAAUGCCUGCAGGCUAGAAACCUGGAAGCAUCGAACAUCAUGUGUUGCCCAGGCUUCCUGGAACCGAAGCAGUUAAUGUUUCGCUGUAAUUGGCACCCGCAGCUGCUCUCCAGUUCGACAGGGAUGAGUUUGGAGCCUCUGCCUUGCGUGACAGCUGCCUAAUUGGGCAUUCUCCCCUUGUGGCAGGUGCCGCCUCCUCCAGUCGGGCUGCUGAAGAAUGGCAGAGGAUUACAGAUGAGGACAUGGUGACCCUCUCUACCUUCCAUUGGCGUGGGGAGUGGGGGGUGGCGGUGUGAUGUAGUUCAAUGCCGUUGGGUUAGCAGGAGGAGGAAGUGAGGGUGGGGUUUUGCCAGGUGGCGGAUGACAGAGUGUCACAUGACAGUGUCAGUGUGUCAAGGGCGCAGAUUUCAGCAGUGCUACAGCAACCUGUUUUUUUUCUGUCGUUCUUUUUGAGGUUUUCACUCUAGUUUUAUAGCUCCUGGCUGUCUUCACACUUCAGGAUGUCAGCUUCCUGUGUGUUCCUGUGUAGCUUCUCUUUCUAUUCUCCAGCUGUGUAUGAAACUGCCAAGGUUCCCGUGUGGCCACGUCUGAGAUCAGAAGAGCAAACAGUGAAUGCUGAGCCUUUGGUUUCUCCCAGAAGAACUUCCAAAUAUAGAGUGCAUGCUUCAUUGGGACAGAGAAACCUCCUCAUUCCUCUGAUUGUACUCAGAACAUCAUUUUAAAGCAGUCUGGAUUUACUCAUUGAAUGCACAGCAAUGUCAGUUGGGUUGUCGUGCUUGACAUUACGAAUGCCCUCUGGUCCUAUAUGUAAAACUUAUUGACUGAAAGGAACAAAAUCCAAAGCACUGCUGGAGUUCUCUGCUCUCAUCAUUUAUGGCACAGAUCUUACUAAGACAUUUUCAGUAGUUGUAAAACACCACACCAGGGCAUCCUGCUGUUGAACAUGACUCAUGGGGUGGAGUCUGGCCCUGAAACUCACCAGGAUUCUGCUGCUUUAACAUAUCUGGAAGGUUUGCUAAUGCAUCCGGUCACCACUGGGCCUGCUGCCACUGCCACACAGAGAUCAGAACCUGUCCACAACAACGUAGAAAAUGGCAACAGGCUAACUAGGGUGUUUCAGCUCCCCAGUCAUGGCUCCCCCUCGCCAGACAAGGGUAGACCACCUAGUGUUGUCUCGCAGCACCUUAAAAAAGCCAGACUGCUUCGCUCAGGAGCGUGGAAUGAAGAUGACAGCCAGAAAAGAUCAGGCACUGUAGUGGAAGUGAAUGGACAGAGAAGGGAGCACUACAAAGGAAGCCUGGAUGGCUCUGGGCAGGGGGAGAGCACCUUGCUGGCUUCUCUGCUGCAGUCCUUCAGCUCUCGGCUGCAGAGUGUCGCCUUGUCACAGCACAUUUCUCAAAGCCACAAACCGCUCGACAGGGAGAGCAGUGAAAGUGCUCCUGUUGAUAAGGAAACCUACCAGAGUUACGGCACAGCGUCAGGCCGCCUAAAAAGCCUCAUGAGGAAAAGCAAGCAACAGAAACAAAAUACCGUGCCUUACUGUCGUCAGAGUAACCAGAAUCGAGGCUCUGAUUCUCCUCAUUCCUCUCAAAGUUCUGCCCAGCCCACUAGCUCAGAAUCAAUGUCCUGCACAGAGCGGCUCAAGGCUGUUGCCAAUAUGGUACGGACCAGGUCCAGUCCAGCCCCUUCACCCAAGCCCAGUGUCGCUUGCAGUCAGCUGGCCUUGUUGCUGUCCAGUGAGGCUCAUCUACAGCAGUACUCCAGAGAACAGGCCUUAAAAGCACAAUUAACCAGUCGAUCAGCCAGCGAGAGGCUAGCUGCUAUGGCUACUCAACAAACGCAGGAUAAGAGGCCUCCCAGCAUGGGGCAGCCAACAACCGCCCCAGACAUGCUAAGCUCCUUAAAUGUUCAAAACGGAACACUCCCCCCAACAGUGAUAAAUUCUAGCAAAAGAAGCCCAUCCCUUUCCUCACCCACCAUGAGACCCCCCAAAGAGAGACGGCCCUUUGAUAGACACGGUCGACCACCGCAGAACUGCAGCAGCCUUUUGCUCCUACUUCUCAACAAUCACAACUCCCAGCAGCAGCUCACCAGAAACGGACACCUGGAGGACGAUUGCAGCAUCCUCCAGAGCCGGGCCUCCUCCCUGCAUUCUGACAGCGAGUACUCCAACCAGGAUAACAGUCUGACCAAAGAUAGCAGUGAUGCUGAGAGCUUCUCCAGCUGUUCCCCCAUUGACCUCUCCAUGAAAAGCAGAGUGCCUAGCCAAAAAUCUGAGCCCUGCUCUUCAUUAACCCCCUCUGUGGAGCUCACAGAGUCUCUCAUAAACAAAUGGAAGCCGGAACCUUCCAUGCCAAAGGUCCAUGAGGCCACAGAUCUGGAUGCCAGCCCAGACGUAAAAUCCCAUGAUAAGGUCACUCUAAUGCAGUUACUGCUGGACCGCAGAAAAAAUGAGAAGGUAAACAAAAGUUCAGAUAAUCCUAGUUUGCAGCCAGACGCAAUAAUCGGUAGCUUGACUACAGGCCCACUUAAACGGAUUGGCACACCUGAGGACAGCAGAACACUGAGUCCUCUGGACAGACAAACAGCUACCUUCAGUUCGGUCUCCCCUUCGUACUCCUUCCCCUCGCCUCAUGCCCAGUCCAGUCCAUUAGAUCUGUGCAAAUCUAAAGCUCACUCAAGUGAAAAGAUGGUGGAGCCUCCGUUCAGUGCCAGCAAGCUACUACAGAAUCUAGCCCAGAGUGGUAUAAAAAACUUGUCACCUUCUCCCCCUCCUUUACACACUCAAAUGGCGACGAGCAGAAGGCAAAGCCCAGAACUUGAGCUUAACAAGCCUCAGGCCCGAUUGGAUCGACUUGUCAUUCCAAACAAGCGGAACAAAGCCUCUGUACUAGAUGGAGGUUCCCCUCCUGCUCUCCCACCUCACAAAUGUAACCAAUCACUCUCGGCGUCAUCACAGAUAGAAAACCUUCUUGAGAAGCGCACUGUACUGCAACUUCUGCUUGGAACGGCUUCCCAGAAAGAAAGAACCAGUGGGCACAGAUUCUUGGAAGUAACCUCAGGGGGGCUGGAGAAGCCUCAGACAGGCUCCGUCAACUGUGUCAGUUCAAACAAGCCUUCACUGGACCAUAAGAUCAAAACGGAGCCAGUAGAGGAGAAUUUUUCAUCAGACAGCUCUGAUGAUGGGGUGUACCAUCAGAGACGAUCAUUACAACACUCACCCAUUGCUGAAGCACAGGACACAAUCAAAUCUGAGUUAUGUCCUACAGAAACAGCUGCUAAAUUUGGACUUCUCAGCCAGCUUUUGAAGCAGCAGAAUGCUACCUACCAUUCAAACCCACACACUAGGCACCUCAGGAACUCUGUAAAAGAGGAGCCAAUGGAUUUUCAGAGCCCCGUUCCUAAAAAAAGAAAACUGGCAGAGCGCCUAAGUGAUGAACUUUGUCAAUCGUCUGGAGAUACCACUAGUGACAAUCUCGUGUCUGGAACACCUGAAUUUAAUGGUAGAGGCCUAGUAAAACCAAAAGAGGAGGAGGUAGUUGGGAGUCCCAAGAGCAAAACUUCUCUCUCCAGAGAAAGCCAAGGCUUCAAUGUUCUCAAGCAACUCCUCCUGUCAGAGAACUGUCUGAAGGAGCUUACCCAGCCUCGAGGGGCGCCAAGUCCCUUCAUCCUUCAGGCAAACUGUGCAGCCAAUGGGAACUUAUCCCAGUCUGGUUUCCCUCACGAGUUGUCAAACUUGCCGUGGUACCCCUAUUCUCUCAGUACAGGUCCCAAAAUAGCACCCACACCUGUUGAUACCACAGGGGGGUCGUUAGUCUGGGCUAACUCCUCUCCCAAAGCCAGUCCUAAACCGGUUAAAAAAGAACCUGAAGGGUCUCAUGGAGAAACUUUUAGCAGGGAGGAGAGAUCCAGUCCAGACUCACCCCCUUUAACCAGGUCUAAUCCAAUUCUUUACUACAUGCUUCAGCGGGGAAACGGUCAGCUCAGACCUGAGAUCCGGGAUCAGGUGCAGCCGGCCCACUGUGUCAUGAGUGCAAAAGUGGAGCCGCACAAUGACUAUGAGCACAGAAUAAACUCUCCAGUCCACAGACAGACUCAUAGCCAGAGAGAAGAGAGCCUAAAUGGUUCUGUGGAAAAAUGGUAGAUGUGAACUGCCAAAGAUGGAGAGAAUCUGAAGAACUGCAUGUACGGUAUUUGUCUAUAAUAUGUUUUUUCAUCUUAAAACAGAAACUGAAUAAAUUUAUCCAUGGAACAUGGUCAUUCACGUUUGGUUGUCUGACACUGCUUGAAAUGAUUUAAUUUGUAUGUUUGUUUGAUUUUGUUUUUUUUGUUUUUUUUUAUUGAUGUCAGAAUAAGAUGGUCACAUGAUUCUCCAUGAUAUAAUUAUUUUGCAUACACAUCUUUGAAUGUUUUUUUUUUUUUUUAAUGUAUGCUAAGCUAAAUUCUUUGUUCAGCACAAUGUAAAAUGUCCACCACAAAAAGCUUUUUCUCCUUCCACAACUGAAACAUUUAUGAAGAACAUCCAAUUACGUGUAUUAUUGAUGAAUCCAGAAAUGUUACUGCUAAUUUCACACUAUAUUUAUCUACAGCCAAAUCAGGAUCCUUUCCAUUUUAUUGAGGCAAAGAAAAUUGUACAGUCUAAGCACAAUAUUGGAUUUGUGGCAUUGAAAUGUCCAAUUAUAAAGUAUAUUUUCUUACAGCUGAAUUUAAAGGAAUGGCAGUGUAAUCUAUCAGGUAUCUUUCUUGUAAAGCUAGCUGAGGUCAAGAGGGUUCUCACGUGAUCAAACGGUAAAAACAUUUAUUGGAAUGUUCCACAAUCGUAACUUAGUCAGAUUUACAGUGCUUUAUUUUUCAUCUGGAAUGAAACUAUAGCAGUUAUGUGGUGAUAAUGGCAUGACGUUUAAAAAACUACAAUAAAGCUGAGUGUCAUAUUUUUAGCCAAUGAAAUGUAUCUUUUUACAAUUUUGUAUAAUUUGUUGUUUUGUAUUCUAUCUAACUAUCCUGUAUGUAGCAUUCACACAUUUACGGUGUUAGGAAUUUUGAAAGAGGUGAUACUGUAUGUCCACCAAAGCUGUGGCGGUUAAUUAUGAAUAAUAUUUAUGGACUGAAAAUGUUCCAGGAUACUGUGUGAAUCAGACGCUCUACUGUGAGAAGGGAUUGGAAUUCAGUCUAAAUCUUUUCUUUUUUAUGUUCACUUUAUUUGAAAUAAUUUUCAGGGUUUUUUUUUUUUUUUUCAGAUAGGCCCAUCACUCGAGUCUUAAACGUUAUCCUACAAAAAAAACAAAAAACAGAUUUUAUUCCACAAUCUCUGUACGAGUCAUAAAUUUAUGUAAAUAUUGCUUUCAAGAUUACUAUUUUGUAUUGUUCAAGACAUAAAAAAAGUUUUUAACGUCUUGCAGUGUACAUAUGAAAACCGUAAUAGUGUACAUAGGGUACUGGAGGAUGACACUUUUCUGCAUGUCUAUGUUGUGCUAACGAUAAUCUUUGUUCAUCUAUUGCUCUGUCCGAGGCUCUUUGCUGCCUGUAGCAUGCACACGCAUGGGGAGUCCCUGUGUUAAGGGAAAUGUCAAGUCUUAAAAUAGAUGUUUUUAUCAUGGAGAGAUGGGUACUUAAACCAUCAUCUAUCUGCAAAUGCAGUCCUAAACUGUUGAGCCAGUGCUCAAACCUGAGGAAAAAAUGUGCAUAAUUUGUUUCUUUUUUUUCUGAAUGGUUUUGUUCGUAAUUCUUUUUUUGUUUUUUUGUUUUUUAACUAACUAAAAAACAAAAUUGUUUAUUUUAGAGUCACUCUGCAGUGUUGUGACUCUGCAUUGUGAAUAACUAAAAAAAAAAAAAAAAAAACUUCAUAUACUCCUAUGUUGACUGGAGCCUUUUAGUUUUCUUAUGGUCUUUGGUGUUUAUUUGCACUGAUAGCAUAAUAAAAUAUUGAAAUGCACAGAAA
Megalobrama amblycephala (Wuchang bream) is the source of this 6196-nucleotide messenger RNA. It is a transcript of the gene nrip1b, whose product is annotated as nuclear receptor interacting protein 1b. The transcript has 2 exons. Gene Ontology annotation, cellular component: nucleus. Gene Ontology annotation, biological process: regulation of transcription by RNA polymerase II. Bases 1202 to 4402 code for a protein of 1066 amino acids. Gene Ontology annotation, molecular function: signaling receptor binding; transcription coregulator activity. NCBI's taxonomy places the organism in Eukaryota, Metazoa, Chordata, Actinopteri, Cypriniformes, Xenocyprididae. The record is from RefSeq and is a predicted model, not a curated record.